AUGAUCCAGACCUGUUUCACCAGUGUUCUUAAUAUUGACAUAAAUAAUCUAAAAAAUAACAACAUUUUCACUGGGAGUUUUUACGCAUAUUCAUCCGCUUUCAUGGAACAAACAAAACGAAUUAUUCUUGAAAGAGCAACAAAGGAAUUUGAAUCAGAAACAGAAUCGGAUGACGAUAACGACCUCCAUAUUCCUGAUGGAGGAUGGAGUUGGGUUGUUUGCUUUGCCGGAUUCAUGAUGAAUUUUACUAUUUUCGGAUUGGUUUCCUCAAAUGGUAUUAUCCUCCUUGGAUUAGUCGACCUUUAUGGAGACACAGUAUCAAAAACAGCCAUCGUUGGUUCUAUUUUCAUGGGAAUCGUAUUAUGCGUUGGUCCAUUUGUGUUGCUUCUAAUGAUGUUUAAUGCAAGCCAUCGCCAAGUUAUUAUUUGCGGAGGAAUCCUUUCUACCAUGUCAACCAUUGGAAGCUUUUUUGUUGACCAAGUUGAAGUUCUUUACUUUACAUAUGGGAUUCUCUCAGGUUUCUUUGCUGGCAUGUCCCACUUUUCCUGCAACACCAUCGUUGGAUCUUAUUUCAAGAAGAAACGAACUUUGGCCGUCGGAAUCGCUAAUACUGGAGGAGGAAUUGGUGCAUUUGUCCUUAAUUAUUUAGUAGAACGAAGCAUUUCCUAUUAUGGUAUGAGGGGAACAUUUUUAUUAAUAGGUGGAUUGUUUUUGAACUUUGUUGUUUAUGGCGCCUUGUGUCGACCGCUUAAGACCGUCAGCAUGAAGAACAAGGUGAUGAAAGAAAUCAAAUUGAAGUCUGUGAAUGAACAUCUUUUAAAACCGGAAUCAGGAUUCGAUCCAGACGAAAAGAUGAUUGAAUAUGAUAUAGAGACAAAGGCAAAAGCUUUUGACGGCCCUGAAGAUGCAAGAUAUCCACAAAUUGGUCCUCCAAAAAGUAUGGCAAGUUAUAUUUCAAAUAAAUGCACUUUCCUUCGAAAAAUCAUUUUUGAUCCAGAUGUUAUGAAAAAUCCUGGAUUGCAGUUGCAUUUAAUUGUUUACUUUUUUUGGACAGCGAGUAAAAUUAUUUUGAUCUAUCUUCCGGCAAAAGUUGUGAAUGUUGGCCUCACACGAGAACAAGGAGCCUUGAUAAUGUCCAUCUACGGCGCAGUUAUUGCGUUUAGCCAAAUUGUUGUUGGAAUUCUUGCCGACCUGUUUCACAUCCCUGUAAGCUACCUUCUGAUGUCUUCAUUGUUUGGCAUGUCAGUCACUUCUGUUGCCAUUACAUUCUGUCACUCAUUCUCUUUGUUCAUCUUGUGCGCAUCCCUGUUCGCCAUUUGCCAUGGAUUUACCUAUACCCUCCGAAUGGUGCUUGUGGCUUCCAUCUUGGGUGUAAGAAAUCUGACCAAAGGAUAUUCCCCUUUGUGCCUUCUGACUGGUCUCACUGACAUUAUCGAUACGACCAUCGCAGGAUUUUUGUUGGAUGCUACAAGGUCUUACGAUUCUAUUUUUUAUUUCAUCACCGGUUCUUUAUUCAUUGCCUGCAUCGUAUCAAGUGGAAUCAUCCUAACGCCCUUCAGACCCCAACGCCACUUCAGACCCCAAAGACUCCUUCAGAUCCCAACUCUCCUUCAGAUCCUAACGCCCUUCAGACCCCAACGCCACUUCAGACCCCAAAGACUCCUUCAGAUCCCAACGCUCCUUCAGAUCCUAACGCCCUUCAGACCACAACGCCACUUCAGAUCCCAAAGACUCCUUCAGAUACCUACGCUCCUUCAGACCCUAACGCCCUUCAGACCACAACGCCCCUUCAGACCCCAACGCCCCUUCAGAUCCUAA
Messenger RNA from Acanthosepion pharaonis, 1818 nucleotides. The record is from the annotation of a GenBank genome assembly. Lineage: Eukaryota; Metazoa; Mollusca; Cephalopoda; Sepiida; Sepiidae.